Molecule: messenger RNA, 2182 nt
Organism: Toxorhynchites rutilus septentrionalis
Lineage: Eukaryota; Metazoa; Arthropoda; Insecta; Diptera; Culicidae
Exons: 1
Coding region: 248-2101 (617 amino acids)
Source: RefSeq, a predicted model, not a curated record
UAGUCCGCCUCCGCGUGGUGCAGCCUGGGUAAUGCUAAAUGGACUACACAACCCCUAAUCCAAGAUGUGAUGCGACCCUUGUCGAGGGAUGGAUGGUGAGGGGGGUUUCAUCAAAUACCUAGCCGCUAACGGAGCCUAUGGGGGUACCAGAGCGCAACCCAUCAGUAAUAAAUGCUCUUACUGUGUUACGGCAGGGCACUGACGCAGUGGACCGUAUAUUUCCCUAGCGACUCGUGGGAUCCAAACAAUGAGCACAACAAACAACACAACAACAAACCAACAGGGUCCCGAUGCACCCCAAGCAUCGGAAAACAAACCGGAUGCUGAAAAGCUUCCAAAAAUAACAACAGUAGCACCAGAGGCUGGGGAACAAGCGAUAAAACAAGAAGUGGUGCCUGCAGUGGAAUCAACACCUCAAAGUGGCACCACUGUUGAAGCUGAGAUGGCAACGGAAACGAAGCCGGAUACUGCUUCCAACGAAGAAUCAAAACCGGAAGCCAUGGAAGUUACUUCUUCUGAAGAAACAAAAGCCGAUAUUGCUUCAUCGAGUGAAGUAAAGACUUCUAACGCUGGUGAUGCCACCGGAGCGAAAGAUGGGGAAACACAGCCCCGACCUCGUCUUAAUGGUGCGGCAAGGAAGCGCUUUAGAUGGUUGAUCAAAGAGGGUUAUAGCCGCGAAGAGGCGAUAAGCUUAGCGAAAGAACCACUCAAACUCAAAGCGAUUCGCGAAAAGAAAGAUUUUAAAACAGACCAAAAGAAUCUCAGUGGAGCGAGCAAAAAACGUCUGAAGUGGUUAGUGACAAACGGCUAUACCAUGGAGGAGGCACUUAAACUAGCCCGCGAACCACUGAAACGAUCUCGAACGGAUGGCCCGUCGUCCGAAGAUCCGCCGACACCGAAACGAAUGGCUGUCGUUCCGAAAGAUUAUCCGGUCACGCACCUCACGAGAGCACAAGCUGAAAAAGUCAAAUCAGCAAUACUGAAACAGGUCGUUUUGCAGAAAGAUGCCGACUUUAAGCCACGAUUCGAGGAUUGCGAGUUUGUCAAUGGUUACCUCUUGGUUCAAUGUGCAGACUCUAAAACACCUACAUGGCUGGUAGGAGCCGUACACAAACUAGAGUUGUGGGAAGGAGCUUCUCUCAAAACGUUGUCUGAGCAAAAUUUAUUGAGGUUGGAAGUUUUUGUUGGCCGUUUCGCUGAUAGCCACCAGGACAGCAACGAAGACAUUCUCGACUUUGUAAAGUGUCAGAACGACGGCAUGAAAACCUCGAAGUGGAAAAUUAUUCGCCGCAAAGAUAUAAAACAGGGUAAGGUUGUCGAGCUGAUGUUCACUAUGAGCAAAGCGUCUGCCAGAAUCCUCCACAACCAAGAUUAUAAAUUGAAUUACAAGUUCGAAAAAGUGUUGAUUAGCAAGAAGGAUAGGGCGGGGACCGGAGGGGGGACAAGAACAACAACAGCAAGCAACACGAAUCAGAGUAGUACCAACCGAGUUCCGCCAAGAAGAGGUCCUAGAGAACAUAAACCAUCCUCGUCUUCUUCAUUUGUUCCCAUUUGGGACAGUAAUCUACCAAAGGGUGGUAACUAUAUGAGAGCCCCUAAUUCACAAAAAUGGACUGGAACUGUUCAAAGUCGUGGCCAUGUCGGAAGCUCAAACCGUAAUAACAAUAGCAGCCUAAACGAUGGUAAUUCCCGUAACGGAAGUUCAUUCGGUAGCAGCUAUACUGGGGGAGCAUCGUCUCAAUCGGGCAGCUUGCAUUCGUUGAGCCUAAUCGACAAUUUGUAUGAUCAGCUCAGUCGCACCAUAACCGGUUCCAUUGGAGGCAAUUCCAGCCUGCAAGAAACGGGUGGCAAUUUUGAUCGAAAUAGAUCCCAAAGGGGCUCAGAACCCUAUGAUCCCAGCGAUUGUUUCCGUGAGAGCAGAUCUCGUGAUAGCUUCGAUCGGUACGGAUCUCGUCGCGGCAACAACUUCAGCAGCAAUUUUAAUAAUCCAUCAUCUGGUCGGGCCACCAACGGUGGCAGUAGCUCAUAUAACCCUUAUUCCAGGCGGAAUAGUAAUAUCCGAGAAAAAGGAAAUAUUUUCACAUCGUCGCGAUUUUUCUAGCUGUUGUUUGAAAGAAAUGCCAUUUCAGUGACAUAAAUUAUAAAUGAAAAUUUGGGAAAUAAAUCUAGCGAUGCGGAAUAA